Molecule: messenger RNA, 2392 nt
Organism: Schistocerca gregaria
Lineage: Eukaryota; Metazoa; Arthropoda; Insecta; Orthoptera; Acrididae
Product: ankyrin repeat domain-containing protein 2-like
Exons: 5
Coding region: 1108-2307 (399 amino acids)
Cellular component (GO): nucleus; cytoplasm
Molecular function (GO): protein binding
Source: RefSeq, a predicted model, not a curated record
CACUGUGCGAGGCGAGGCGCGGAGCAGAAUGCAGAGCCUGCCCGGUAAGCCGACUCUGUGAAGGCGGUUCGAGUCUGACUUCGAGCGUUAACUGUGGAAACAGGAUGAACGCUGAACGGGAAACACAGAGCUGUCGCUUCUACACGUUGAUCACUCUCACAUCUGGUUACGUAAUUUUCUUUCAGAUUAGGAUGAACUAUCGAUAGAGAGACACCGUGUUCCUAAAACGAGCGUCGUGCCCGACAUGAAGAUCGGUAAACUUCAGUAAGCUGGGAACAAAUUGGAGUGUAGGAGUGUCGAACUGUAGUUAUUGGAAACAGAGGCUCCUGCUUGGAGCGAACGAACCGUUGUAUCUCAUCUGUACGGUUGAUUGAAGAGUUACUACGCGGAAAGUGGUAUUUAUAGAGAAGGCGUUCAUGUUCAGCUGUCCAUGCAGCGUAUGACUAAUCAGACCUUUGGUGACACCGGAUAAACUCUGUUUUUCCUCGUAUCACAUUACACUGCUCGUAGCUACUGACUGUAGUAAGUCGUUAAAUUUGCGGAACAAAUAGAACAAUGUAGUAUUAGUUGCUGUUAGUGAUAUUGUUAUUGCUGUUGAUAUAUUUGCCGUUACAGCGUGAAUUUCUGAUAAGUGAUUACAAGAAACUCUGAGUAAAUGUUUUGUUUCACUGAAUACAUGCUGGGUUUGACUCCUGGGACCUUAAACUGUGACUAGAAAAACUGUGCGUACAGGCCUGUGUGGGGAGUGUGUGCCAACGUUCACAGCAUUAAGCAGUUCACAACGAGACCCCCCAGAGCAACGUUAAUACGUUAAUGUUCUAGAAAUCACAACGAUCUGGGUCUGUGUGGGCGAGAGAAAUUUCCAGCACAGCAAGCUGUAUAGCAGUCCUUAGUCCGGUCCCGUGGAGGGCAGCCAGGUUCCAGAAGCAAGAUUGUCGUGGAGAGCCUGCACUCGGGGAACGAUACCUCGUUGGAGCUGCCAGGUGUUGCUUAAAAAGGCCUUGUGGCUUCUAGAUGGCGGGACCAGGUUGUUCAACGGAGUGCAAGAGUUGAAGAUAUUUUGAGGAAAACGUCCUUUACUUAGCGAGACAUCUUCAUCCUUCCAUUAUGUCGUACAGUAGCAUCAGCUGGCUCAUCUGCAUUUUUGUGGUGGUAGCUGCAGCAACUGAUUACAGCGACGUAGAUUCGAUUAGAGAACCGUUCGUGGUGGAGUCAGUGCAGGAGGUGAGGGAGUGGGCGGCGGUGCCGGGCGCUGCGGACGGCGCCGUGGUGUCGCGGCUGUCGGCGAGCGCGCGCCUGCUGGUGGGCGGCGCCGGGGCCUCCGCACUCCGCCCCGGCGCGCCGGACCUCGGCAGCCCGCGGGCCACCCUUCUGGACGUGGACGGCCGGGAGCUGCGCCGACUGCUGGCCGCCCACCGCACUCUGCAGGCACCCCGCGUGCCCAGCGCGGCUCCCCAGUACGACUCGUCGGCAGAUUGCGCCCUGCAGGCUGCCCUGCCACUCUCUGUUGAGGCUGCGGCCGCCGUGGCCGUCCUCGCUGUCAGGUACUCCUGUACUGACCUCAGGGACGCUGCCCUCGCCUUCGUCAGGGCUCAUAUCUUUGACGUGAUGGCCUCACAGGGCUGGGCCGACGUAAUGCGCACUCACACAGAAGACCUCAUCAGAGUGAGUCAGCUGCUGUCUGAGCCACCCGCAGUAAAAAGCACGCCAGCCUCCACAGAGGUAAGCACCGCUCAUUGGCCCAACGACGAAGACCAGACGCCCCUCCCAGAUGACGAUGGCGCCGCCCCAGCCGACGUCAGCGAUGUCUCUCCAUUCCGGAGCCUUUCAGGACAUGAGAAAUGCAUGAAGUUGAUCGAAGCAGCCAAGCAAGGGCGAGUGGAAGAGCUAAGGGCUCUGCUGGAGGCAGGGGCAGACAUAGACGGAAAGGACAUCUACGGGAGGACUGCACUGCACACUGCGGCAUGGAACAGGCACGUCGAAGCGGUGAGAACUCUUCUCUAUGCUGGAGCAGACGUGAGCGCCAGGGACAACGAGGAGUACGCGCCUCUGCACAUGGCUGCUUUAGGCGGCAGCGCGGCUGUGGUGCGGCUGCUGGCGGAGUUCUCUGCCGAUCCCAACGCCAGGGAUGUGUGGGGGUGGACGCCACUGCACUUGGCGGCACGCGAAGGCCAGCCAGAGGCGGCGCAAGCGCUGCUCGACACAGGAGCCGACAGCGGGGCCAGGGAACACACCGGGCUGACCCCACUGGACAUCGCCAGGUCCAGGAACCAACAGGAGGUCGCAGAAGUACUAACACGAGAUUAGCAGUCUAACAAAAGUUUGUGGAACCAAAAGGCAUCCGACACAGGAGUUUUUGCUACUUUUAAAAUAAAGAAUACAAAAAAGUUAA